Messenger RNA from Dracunculus medinensis (Guinea worm), 1899 nucleotides. The record is from the annotation of a GenBank genome assembly. Lineage: Eukaryota; Metazoa; Nematoda; Chromadorea; Rhabditida; Dracunculidae.
AUGGUUGAAUUAUGCGAACUAAAUAUCAACGAAUGGCAGUCGGACAUCGAUGAACACGUCGCUGAACUCGACUUUAAUUCGAAUUCGAGUUCGUUAAGUAAUAAUUCGUUGUUUAUUUCGAAUGAUAGCUUGGAUUUCGACAAACUGCAUCGUCAUUGUUAUGUCAAGAAAAAUGAUUAUAAGUUGACAUUUAAUGAUGACAGUGGCCAGUGGACGACAAGCGAUCAUAAUUUAACGAAUUGGGGAAAUAUUCGUUGCAAUGAAACAGAAAAAACGAACAGUCUGCCUGAAUUAAAAACAAGUAACAAGUCUGAUUUAUUAAGAAAAUUUGUGGAAAGAAAAUCAGAUUAUGAACUGUACUUUGCGAAUGGUAAAUAUUUUGAUAUAAAUUAUAAUGAAAUAAAUAAUAAUGCAUUUGAUCGAUGGAAUAUCCAUAAUAACUUAUCGAUAAAUCCAUUAUCGAAACCAAAACGAACGUUUGCUGAUUUUGAAAAAGAAGAUUAUCAAAAUGAUCUUCAUCAGCGUGCACCUUCAUUAGAUUUUAUGGCCAUGAAACAUAAGGUACCGGAUUUAUGUGAAAUAUCAUCAUUGUUUUCAUCUUCAUUAACAGUAAAUGAUAUAUUAUUACGAAUAAAAGAUGAUGGAAUUAUAAGUAAUGAUAAGUUGAAUAUAACAAUUGAGGAAGGACCAGAUUCUGGUUUAGGUUCUAGUAAUUAUAGUAAUAAUGGACCACUGCAUAUUGAAGAUUGGCCAUCACUCGCCAUACUUCUUCCUAAAAGCGUUGUUGAAACGUGCACUUUUUUUAAACUAAAUAAUCGUUUGUUAUCUGCAUCGUCAUUAAUAUCCAACAAUAACAACAACAACAAUAUUGAACGAAUCAACAGCAAUAAUAAUAUUAAAUUUGGGCGAUAUGAAGCUUGCCGAACAUGUUUCGGCAUUCGAAAAUAUUUGCAUCCUCCUUUAUGGGCUCAGCCAAUAAAUGUUCGAAAUAUAUUAUGUAAUUGUACUAAUAGCGAAAUUUUUGACAGAAGUUAUUUAUCAGUUCGAAGUCAAACAUCGAUAAUAAAUCGUUUAAAACUUCAUUCACAUGAAUUAAGUAUUAUUGGACUUCCAAUUUACAGUGAAAAACGUAUGCUAGUCGAAAAGGUAGUUGAAGGAGUGGCGGAAUUGGCUCGAACUGGUAACAGCUCAAGUCUCUAUAGUUCUUUGGAGACGUUGGUUGCUGAUGGCUUGAAGGAUUCUUUAGACUUAUGGCAAAUGAUUGUAAAAAUCACUGGUCCAGGUCCUGCAACCAAUCAUAUUUUUAAUUUUGUUAAAGACUUAAAUAAUGACGAAUGCAUAAACAAUUGCCGCGUUUUAUUAUUCUUCGAAGAAUUGUUAAGAUUGGAAUCCGUAGAUUGUUGGAUUUAUUAUGCAGUAUUGAAAGAGAAUAUUUUAAAGGAUUUGUAUAAAGACGAAUCUUUCUUGCUACAUGCAAAUACGUCCUACCGAAGUUUAUUAUUUCGUCUGCUCGAGAAUCUCGAAUAUUUGACAUUUAUUAAAAGUGAUAAAAAAAUGAAUUAUAAACUAUUAAAAGCAUCGCGUAUAGCCAAUGAUUCAAGAAUACCAAAAUCAUCUUCAAUGCCAUCACGUUUACCGUCCUUCAGACCGACUCGAAUACCAAGAUUGGUUACUCGCCCUACGCUUGGUCGUGCAAUAAUUUACAAAAAGUCGUUUUCAUUUAAUCAUGCUUUAGCUACUAUUGAUUAUGAUCAGCCAGGCAUGCUUAGAGUGUCGAAAGGUGAGCCAUUAUAUAUACUAACAAAGCGUGGACCAUUUGCUCGUUGUUGUCGCGUUCAGCCUUUGUAUAAUCGCAUUUUCCAAGGUUUGUUGCCAGUUUCAAUUCUAAAUCAUCAGUGA